UUGGCACAUUAUACAGUAUGUUGCUAAUAUAGUUAAAUAAAUAGGGUUUUUCAUUAGUUCAUCUAUGUGCCUCGACUUACUUCCAUAAUUUGUAUUGCAUACUAUCAUAAGAUUUAAGCAUGCUAUCAUAAAUUAAAUAAUUUGUCGGUCACAUGAGUUGUGUCGGGUAAACAUUGACUUUAUUAUCUUAUAGAAAAUGAAUAGUAUAUGCUUGACUAAUUAAUAUAGAUGCUUAAUGCCACUUACUUUCAUAAUUCGUCUUGCAUACAUCCCUUAGAUGUUCUUAUGAGUUAUACGACUUAUGAUGAGUAAUGGAGUAAGCAAUUUAACUUAAAUGAAGAAGACUUUUAAUUAGUAAGUCACAUAAAUUAAGUCUACUAACUAAGCAAUUUAACAAAACUGAAGAAAGUCACAUAAAGAACUAAGCAAUUUUACAUAAUGACUUUGUAGGUCACAUUAAAAAAGACUUAGUGAGCGACAAAAGUUGUGUAGUUAUUUAGCGUAAACGUUCGAGAAGAGGGGGAUAUAAUUCUCCCUCCUCUCUCGUACCACAGCCACACCCAAAAUUUAAAGCUUUUUUUAACCAGUAGAAAGAUUACAAAGAGAAAAUGGAAACUAAUGUCUUGUUAAUAAAUUUGGUAUUGGUAGUAGGAUCAUCUCUCUUGCAUCCAGGAGUUUGCUCUCCUUCUUACAGUUUCCCGGCGAUAUUCAACUUCGGCGACUCUAAUUCCGACACAGGCGGACUCUCCGCCGCAUUUGGACAAGCCCCUUUCCCAAAUGGCCAAACCUUCUUCCACUCCCCUUCUGGUCGUUUCUCUGAUGGUCGACUCAUCAUUGACUUCAUAGCGGAGGAGUUAGGGUUACCAUACCUAAAUGCUUUCUUGGACUCCAUGGGUUCAAAUUUCAGCCAUGGUGCUAAUUUCGCCACCGCUGGAUCCACCGUCCGGCCACCGAACACCACCAUUUCUCAGGGCGGUGCGAGUCCCAUCUCUCUCGACGUUCAGUUGGUUCAAUUCUCUGAUUUCCUCACACGUUCACAACUCAUUCGCAACCAAGGUGGAGUGUUUAAGCAACUACUUCCGAGAAAAGAGUACUUCUCUGAAGCAUUGUACACAUUUGACAUCGGUCAGAACGAUCUCACUGCUGGAUUAAAACUCAACAUGACUACAGAGCAAAUCAAGGCUUAUAUUCCAGAAGUUCUUGAUCAAUUCUCCAACGCCAUUCGUAAAGUGUAUAGUAAAGGAGGAAGAAGAUUCUGGAUACACAACACAGCUCCUCUUGGUUGUUUACCUUAUGUUUUAGACAGGUUUCCAGUACCUGCUUCUCAAAUCGACAUUCACGGUUGUGCGAUUCCGCGUAAUGAGAUUGCUCGGUUUUAUAACUCUGAACUCAAAAGAAGAGUGAUUGGAUUAAGAAAAGAGCUUUCUAAAGCUGCAUUUACUUAUGUUGAUGUCUACUCUAUCAAGCUCACUCUCAUCACUCAAGCCAAGAAACUCGGUUUUAGAUAUCCGUUGAUAGCUUGUUGUGGACAUGGUGGGAAGUACAAUUUCAGCAAUAAUAUAAGAUGUGGAGCUAAAGUUAUGGUGAAAGGGAAAGAGGUCGUGCUUGCUAAGUCUUGUAACGACGUGUCGUUUAGAGUUAGCUGGGACGGCAUACAUUUCACUGAAACGGCAAACAAAUGGAUCUUUCAGCAAAUAAACAGCGGGGCGUUUUCGGAUCCUUCUCUUCCCGUUAAGUUUGCCUGCACUACUAGAUAAAAGAAAAAUCAUAUGACCAAAGUGUCCCUUGUGGAUGGGGACUAAUAAAAGCUAUUGCCUAUUUGGAAUAUUUGUUUUUGGGUCAAAUUGUAAGAAAAUUCUCAUGAAAAUGAAAUUGCAACUACCUGUCA
Molecule: messenger RNA, 1888 nt
Organism: Camelina sativa (false flax)
Lineage: Eukaryota; Viridiplantae; Streptophyta; Magnoliopsida; Brassicales; Brassicaceae
Product: GDSL esterase/lipase At3g26430
Molecular function (GO): hydrolase activity, acting on ester bonds
Source: RefSeq, a predicted model, not a curated record